GCGCUUCCGGUUUGUAGUUCAAAUGAUGCAUUAGUGAGGGAAAUUCGAUUCGAGCACUUGGAGCAAUGGGUGAGGAGCGACUCGGAAAAGCAGGAGCAGUAAAUACAAUGAUGUCUCUUAUUACAAAACCCGACGCUGUAACCCACACUCAACAGUGUGACGGACAGACCAAAGAAACCGACAAAGGUUUACUGCUUGGACACAUGACCGAACAGCAGGCGUCUGACUACAGACAAGAGACUGUACAGCAGCCUGAACUGUGUGAUGACGACGAUGAGGAAAUCAUGAGGAGAGCCAGAGAAGAGGGCCGUGUAGACGUGCUGUUUCCAGGUUGUGUGACACAGGAUGCUUGUUGCAGAUUCGUCUGUGAGCUCCUUAAGUGUGUCCUGUACCAGAGACAACAGCUGCCCAUGACCUAUGACCAGAUGGUCUUCUUUCAAAAGCAGCAGCUUGCAACCACACAGCUGGAAGAAGGAGCAGUUAGGAAAUCCAUCAAGCCAUCAGGAGACACAAAUUGGCAGCGGUGCCAGCGGACACUAAAAGAGCUGGACGAGGUGCUGAGUCACCUGGAGGUGCUCUUCUCUCUUAGUUACGUUCCCCGUGUGCUUUUCAUACUGGGAAGCUCUGGGAUUCCCACAGAGUUGUACGAGAUCAACAUGGAGGCUUUGGUGCAGGGAGGCAGUGACAGGUGUUUGAGAACUUCCCUGUGUUUGAGGCGGCUGUUUCGCACCCUCUUCGUGGCGGAUUUGCUUUCUGACGUUAAACCAGUGCGCCUCAUGGGCACCACAGUCCUAUUGCUCGCCCAUCGGGACUGCGGCGUCGAAUGGUUCAAGCCAAAAGUCGACUUCAAAGUCCCAACAAGGGGAAAGAGACAUGUGAUCUCGUUAGCCAGUGGCGCUACGGAAAGUGGCCAAACAAAGGUGGACGCUAGAGACUGGGACGAUUAUAUAUGGUUUCAAACACCUGUGACUAUUAAGGGUUUCUGUAAAUAACACGGCCUUAAAGGCAGAUAAAAAAAAGCAUGGUGCUGAAAUUUCAGGGACUGAUGUAGACCACACCUGAUAAACCUCAAAAUUGAGUGAGUUUCAUGGUUCAUUCAGGAAUUAUUUUUAUAAGGAAAUGCCGAUAAUUCACAUGUGGUGAUUGUUAUGAAGUUACAUUGAUGUGCUCCUCUUUCAGAAUUAUAGUAAACUUUUAUUAUGGAGAAACAUAACUUUAUUGAGACAGAACACAGAUCACAGAGAACGCAAAUUGUGUGAUCAACAGAAGAAUGCAAGACGAACGCAACACAAAACUAAAUUAUUUCAAUACCUUGAAGUUUUACUUUUAUACCACAGUUUUAUUUUAUACGCAAUCUCUACAACAAUUCUAUUACAUAUGUUUGAUGACAAACAAUAAAUUGUCUGAAGAUAA
Messenger RNA from Tachysurus fulvidraco (yellow catfish), 1413 nucleotides. RefSeq names its product MAD2L1 binding protein. The coding region runs from base 66 to 992 and encodes 308 amino acids. Gene Ontology annotation, cellular component: nucleus. The transcript has 3 exons. Gene Ontology annotation, biological process: regulation of exit from mitosis. The record is from RefSeq and is a predicted model, not a curated record. Lineage: Eukaryota; Metazoa; Chordata; Actinopteri; Siluriformes; Bagridae.